Molecule: messenger RNA, 2587 nt
Organism: Lucilia cuprina (Australian sheep blowfly)
Lineage: Eukaryota; Metazoa; Arthropoda; Insecta; Diptera; Calliphoridae
Exons: 4
Coding region: 135-1958 (607 amino acids)
Source: RefSeq, a predicted model, not a curated record
UGGUGUUUGUUUAAUAAUUAAGAUAAAGUUUAUUUAACUUUAUUAAAUCAUUUAAAACUUAUCUCAUAGAAAAAAAUCCACAACAAUGGUUUCCUAUUCCUUUGAAGGUAACAAACGUCUUUGGACUGUAAGAGAUGAAGAAGAAAAUGAAAAAAUCUUUUGCCAGCAAUCAAAGCUUAAUUUUUCACUUCCAGCCCACUGGUGUAAAAAUUCCUCAUUAUAUUAAACCCACCUAUCUAGCCAAUGCUGAAUACGAUGUCGAGAAAUGGCCUUUGGCUCAAUUAAUGCAUUUAUUAAGAUUAUAUGCUGCUCAUCGUUGUCUAUGGGAUGUUAGUUGCAAAGAUAAUCGCAAUCGUAAAAUGCGUCAUGCUGCUUUAGUUGAUAUAACAGCAGCCUUAGAUUCGGGCUUUACUAAGGAACAGGUGGUGCAGAAAAUAAAUAUUCUAAGGGCUACUUAUCGUUAUGAAAAGAAACGUAUUAAGCAGCGUAUUAGAAGGGGUUUGGGUGCACGCACCAAAUUGAAAUGGUUUGCAUUGGCGGAUGCUUUUUUAAGAAAUGUUCCCAAAAAAGGGCAAAAAGAAGAGGAUCCCUCUAACUCAGACUCCGACUUAGAAGAUACAAUAGUUUUUACCAUAAAUCCUGAAUCAUUAGUAUCCCUCGAGCAGGAAAAUUCUAUAGAAAACUAUCAGGACUUUAAAGAUAAUGGAGAAAAUACAUUUGAAACAGAAAUCUAUACAGAUGAUUCACAAACUAAUAGUACAGUAUGGGAAUUAGCGAAAACUGCUGGGCCCAAAAAGGAGAGAAACAAAGACACAAAUGGAAACCAAUUACAAAUCGAAGAAUCUCAAACUAAAAUACAAGAAAUUAAUCAAGAUUUUAUUAAGAACAAAAAAUCAGCUUGGUCUUUAGAAGAUUCUCUUAAAUUUAUACAGUUGCUGGAAGAUUAUAAAAUUUUGAAUGCUGAUAAACAGCAAGAGGAUUUAGCUUUAAAAGCUGUAGCUGAGGAAAUGCAUUAUGAUUUUAAAAGUAUAGAAAAAAGAUGGUUUAUUUUGCAAAAAACAUAUGAAAAGGAAAUGCUAAUUAUUAAAGAGAAUCCCUUGUACGAACCUAAAUACAAAUGGUGGCCAGUAGCUUUGAAGCUUUUUGCCAAAAAAGAAAGUGCAGAUUUAACAGAAACUCAAAAUAACUUAGAAAAGGAUCUGACCACUGAAUCCAUAUUUUUAACUGAAACUAAAAGUUUAGCUAGCAGUGAUGAAGAGGACUACGAUAAUAGAUUCCUACAAAAUCCUAUACCUUCGGUAGCACCUUUAUCUAAUAUGAAUGAAGCUAUGGCUUCUUUAUUUCAUGCAAAUGAGGAAGAAGAUUAUUUAUCACAAGAAUCUAAUACUAAUUCUACUUUCCAUAAGGAAAAUGAUUCUUCUAGUUCAUCGAAAUUUGUUUGGCAAGGUUUAGAGGAUGAUUUACUAGAAGGCAAAUGGUCGCUUAAGCAUUCGGUCAAAUUUCUAAGACUUUAUGGAGUUCAUAGGUGUUUAUGGGAUUUAAAUGAUCCCGAUUAUCGCUCUCGAACUUUACGCAAUGCGGCUAUUGAGGAUAUAGCAGCCUCUAUGGGUCAUGGCUUGACUGCCUCCUAUGUGGCAAAGAAAAUUAAAAUUUUUCGCAUUACUUAUAUGCAGCAAAGAAAAAGACUUUUAGAGGCUAACGAAAAAGGUGAAAAGCCUGAGAUUUUAUUAAAAUGGUUUCCAUUGGCUGAUAGUUUCCUUAGGCCACAUAUUGGUUUGCGAUCCAUUAAAUCAGAUGCGAAAGAAAUGCCACAAUUUGAUUAUCAAUAUGUUUAUGCCAAUUUAAACUUAAUAGAUCCGGCUUUAUUAACGGAUUUUCGUGGUAAAGGUACACAAAAUGCCAUAGAAAUUGGAAAUAGUGAUAGUGAUAUAAUGGAAAUGGAAACAGUUGAGGAUUAAAGGUCAAAUAUUUCACAAGUUUCAAGUUAUUUCAAGAUUUCAUUUCAUCAUUCAUCAAAUCAUCGAAUAUCCAUUGCUUGAAGGUAAGUUUUUCAUUAAACAUUUUCUUUAUUAAAAAGUAUUUAAAAUUAGUUAAACACUAAUCAUAUUAAUAUGGGUCAGUUAUGACUCCUAGACUCUUAAACUUGCCUUUACCAUUUUACAAUUGUUAUUAUUGUUUAUGUGUGUGUUUUCCCCUAAUCUUUUUGUGUGUCAUGAAAACUUUUCUUAUCGUCAUCGUAAUCAAUUUAAAAACCUUGUUUAAAGGUCAGAACACCACCUACAUAUACACAUCAACAAAUCAAAACCUUUACAUCAUGAUAUUAGUGCUAUUUUUCAUAAGAAGAAUAGAAUUUACAACAGGUUUAAAAAAAACCAUAAAUAAAAACCUAAACCAAGUAAAAUUAAAAUGAAAUAAAAAGAAAAAAUUAUAAAGAAAAGGGAGCAAAAACAAAAAUGCAAUUGUUCUAAAGCAACAUGUUAGAAACCUUGUUAGUAAAAGACAUGUGGCUUAAAGAUAAUGCCAAAAGAAUACAAAAGAAUAGAAUAAAAAUCAAAGCAGCCCAUGUAUUUCAAGAAGUGUGAAAGAC